CAUUACAGCAUCGCGUGUUAAUUACUCUGUGUUCAGAAGCAGUACGACAAUCAAGUAAUGUCACAGUAAAUCCAUUUUUUAAACUAUGAAAAAUAAAUAAAUAAAUAAACGUCCAAAUAUAGUUUAAUCCAAAAUGGCGACUCGGCGUGUUGCCAUGGUUACCAGUAUGUUUAUAUAGGCUAGCGCGAGCGCGUGGCUAAAAGCUAGCUUACCUGUAACACUUCAGCUGCUUGACUAGCCACAGGUUGGCGUAAAUGAAAUAAAAAGCUGAAUUAAACGCACUCGGACAUGGAGAAAGGUGAUAUUAUUGAUUUCUCAGCGCUGGAGAAGGAGCUGAAGCGCGCUGUGGAAGCGGAUAAAAAGUACCAGAGAGAAAACGACGCUAAAUUCCGCGCUAUUCACCAAAAAGUCGCCACUUAUGAAGAGUUCCGGGACAUUGUGCAGGCAUCUCACCUGAAGCCUUUAGAUAAAAAGGACAAAAACACACCGCGGAAACAGCCCUGGAACCCAAUCAGUACCAGAAACACAGAACUGACGCACACCAUCACUGACUCACUGCAGUCUGUGCUGCGUGAGUCGCAGCCUCGCAGCGAGUCAGAGUUCGGUCGAGACUGGCGCAGGUUCAAGGGCAGCUCGGUGGAGAAGUAUGCUUUCCUGCUCAGGCUGGGUGGAGAGACCCUGAGGGAGAUGUUCCACACUGAGGUGGGCUUCGGGUUCCUGGGCGAGUUCCUGAUGGUCCUCUGUCAGUGUUUCAGACCCCGGGACGAGGCGGCGGUGCUCGGAGUGCUGGAGGGACUCUCACUGACCGGCCGCUUCAGCCUCAGCGUAUCUCUGCUGAGUGAAGAGGAGCGAGGAGCGUGUGAGCGUCUGUUCUACACCCUGCUGGAGACAAAUCCCAACCUCGCCGAUGUUCCUGAGAGCCAGAAGGAACGAGCUACAGAGACUGAGGAAAACACAUCGCAGGAUGAUGGGACUGAGGCAGCAGGGAAGCUCAGGGCUUUGAUGGCAAAGUAUGGAGUUUGUGAAAGAGUGAAAUAGACAGUCAGUUCCCUGAAUGAAAAAACUUUCAAAAUUAAAAAAAGUUCAUUAUGUUCCUGCUGAGUUUUUUGGUGAAAGGAACAAAUCAAGCAAAAGUAAAUGUGCAAAAUUUUUAUGGCCAGCAAUGAGUGAAUAAAUAAAUAAACAA
Molecule: messenger RNA, 1186 nt
Organism: Pangasianodon hypophthalmus (striped catfish)
Lineage: Eukaryota; Metazoa; Chordata; Actinopteri; Siluriformes; Pangasiidae
Gene: dnaaf19
Product: coiled-coil domain containing 103
Exons: 3
Coding region: 289-1038 (249 amino acids)
Biological process (GO): inner dynein arm assembly; determination of left/right symmetry; epithelial cilium movement involved in extracellular fluid movement
Cellular component (GO): outer dynein arm
Source: RefSeq, a predicted model, not a curated record